GUCACGUAUCUUAAGAGUUGUUUACAAAUGGCCGACAUUUGACGGCAGGUGCGUCCAUAAGUGUAUUUUAUUUUACUGAUUAAGUAGUUGGUUUCCUCCUGAUUUGCUAGAGACAAGAAACAAUAACUAUGGCAACAGGUGGACAUGGCAGGGAGAGAAUGGGGCCAGAAGGAGACUCUGGUGAAGAUAGUGACAAUAAAAACACUGUCACCACAACUGUUAAAACAGAGACCACCACAGAAGAAGUCAAUGUUACACAACAAGUGGAAGAAGAAUAUAAAUAUGAGCCACCAAAGUUUGAUAAUACGUUACCAGAUUUGUAUCGACUCCUUGAGACAAUGGAGAAGGAAGAGGGUGACCUUGGCAACAAAAAGCAACCUCCAUCACUGUUUACUAGACCAGAACAUGUUGAAAAAUACCAAAAAAUCACCAAAUUGAAGCUUGAAAUGGAAGAAUCAGAGAUGAGUCCGUAUCUUGAUCAUUUUGAGGCAGGAGUACGUGAUGACCUGUUGAUGAUUGGCAAUGUUUCAUUAGAGGACGUACAGACUGAGGAGAAACAACUGAGAGAUGAACAUAUACAAUAUCUUGAACAAGAGGCUAAUGAGGCGAGGAGUCGACAUCAAGAGUUACUUAGACGUGAAGAAGAUGCUAAGAAAAGGGUGGCUAAAUACACUCAGGAUAGGAGAGAAGAUCUUCAGAGGAGGGAGGAGAUGAUACGACAGAGGGAGAAGUUAUUGAUGGAAAGAUUACAUCAAUCAUUUCGCCGUGCUGAAAGUCAGCUUAUCAGUGUACUUGAACGAAGGAAGGGUGAAGUUAAGUCAUUUUUUGGUGACUUGAUGAUGACUGAAGUGCAGUAUGGUGGGACAAGAGGUCGAAGGUGGAAAGUAGACUGGAACUUGACACCACAGCCUGUUCAAGUAAAGUUGAAAUGUUUACGUGGUGUGAAAGAUAAACUUCCUAGGGGACGUUAUGUAAUGAUGGUAUCACUAUAUGACAGACUUGGAGGUAAUAUCCUCCGCUGGAGUGAGAUGAAGGGACAGCAUUGGGGAGCGGCCACAGCUCCUGUACAUCAUGAAGGAGGAUUUCACAAUGUGGAACUGAAGUUUGACCAGUGCAUGUUUACAGUUUUACCAUCAAAGGCAUCCCUGAAGCCAGGAAUGGUUGUGGUGUUUGAGUUGUAUCUGUUAAGGGGUUCUGUAGUGUCCACUGACAAGGUGGUUGCCUGGGGUUGUGCCCCAGUUUGUGAUGCCCAGUUUGAAGUUAUUGAGGGAAAAUACAGAGUUCCUUUCCUUCGUGGAGAGAUGGACCCUCAAAUAGAAAAACAUGAGAUGAUAGAACAACUCAUAUCUGGUGAACUUGACCACUGGUUGUGUAACCUUUAUCUGGAAAUUGUCAAGUUACCAAGGUAUUUGGCAGGCAUGAAGGAGUAUGAAGUAGAAUUAGAAUUCUCCUCAGCUAUGACAGCCUACCCUGACAGAAGGCGUACAGGGGGUGAUGAGUAUAGAGAUGGUGAGGCCCCAAUACUUGGCUCCCAGAGUGAUAUCAAUAGUGAGAUGGGAUCAAGGUCUAGUCUUCAAAGUUCUGAGCCUCCUGGUUAUAACAUGCCUACUUCACGCACCACAGCUACUGUGUCUAAGGUCAAACUAGAGCAUCUAGGGAUAAAGGAGUCCGACAAGGCAACAAUGUAUGGUUCAAGAAAGAUGCACAAGGACAAGAAACUUGACCUGCUACUGAUGGAAGACAGUGAUCCAGAAGACAGUGAACCAGAAGAUGUCAAGGCCAUAAAACAUGAAGAAGAGUUCAAAAAGGUCAAACAUAUGCCUGGAAUGUACUACAAGAAAUAUGAGAAGAACCCUGUUGAUGCAUAUCAUGAUAAGUUAUACACUGUGCUGCCAAAGACAGCUAUCAUUGAGCCUAACUAUACUGCAAAGAAACUUACACACCUUGAAGAACUGGAGAAACACACCAUGUCUGUACAAGAUCCAUUGGCUGGUAUGGGUCGUCCACAGCGUAAAGCGUAUGAGAAAAUGGAAUAUGUGGCACGUCAGUUUAUGUCUGAACUGGGUAUAGCACAGUGGCGUGGUCGUGAAUUCUGGGGUAUGAUGUUCAUGCUGACAAUGGUGUUCUUUCUGAGGGUAUUUGUACAUUACAUGGGCCAGUGGUUCUUUCUGAGCUCUAUCAAUAUUCCAAUCAACAUGUUCAACUUCCUCCCGUAUACAGUAGAACUGAAUUAUCAGCCAACCUUACUCUCCAGUCAACAGGAAAUUGCUGUUGUUAUCCUUGGACCAAUGUUUAAUCUUCUGGUUUUCAUUCUACUGAUUGCCAUGUGUGCAGUUUUCCAGAAAAUAUUCGACCAUUUUCCAGAUUUCGGAUGCAAGUUUGUGAUGGCCUAUGGCAUCAUGACAUUCCUUGACCCAAUUUUGACCCUUGCCAUGGACUGUAUACUGAAGCGUUAUGAAGAUGAUAGUGCCACUCCGACCGCUGACUUUGUCAAACUCUGGUACCAUUUCUACCGUGUUGAAGGUUCAGGACUGGGUGGGGUUUUUGUAACAGCCUUUCUGUACCUAGGUUUUAUGUUUGUGACAGGAGCUUUCGUCUACAUGUACUUCCUUAGGUUACACAACAAUGGUCGUCUGUUGGACAUUUACUGGCGUCUUCGUGGAAAGGAAGAGAAUUUCUUCGUACCGUAUGAUCUGGAGUUAUCUAAUCAGGAAUUACAUUACAUUGUGAACAGAGCGGAGGCGUGGCGUGGUGAAGAAGGUGAACGAAGGAAAGUAGCUGUGUUUGACUAUGUCUGGGAGGAAGAAGAUAUGGAGGAGAGUAUAUGGAAUGAGUGUACACUAGAGGAAGAUGAACAAAGACGUAAAGAGACACACAAGGAGAUAACUACUCAUGUAGCUAUACACACUGUACAUCUUGAUGGGCUCCGACAACUCUACAGACAGUUUCUACGUCUUCCAGAUGGAGCUGUUGUUGAGGUAUUUGGUGAUAUGGCUAUACCUGGUAUGGACAAGGAGAUAAAGGAUGCUAUGACUAAAGGAACUCAAGGGAUAGAGAAACUGUUUGGCUCCCAGACAAGCCUUAGAGACAGGAAGGUGAACGGAAGGGAAACUGUGACCACAGCAAGUGGUUUCCGUGACAAUGAGAGACCAUCAUCUUCAGCUUCAAGCAGUGGCUCUUCCUCCAUUCCAAAGAAAAAGAUGUGGUAAAUUCUUUCCAGAAGGGCUAUCAUUACAAAGUUACCACUAACUAAGACAUAUAAGAUGAUGUGAUAAAUUAAGACAUUCAGAAACUGACUGUGAUACUUACUGUCUUUACAUGUGGUUCCUUUUCAUGACUUUUGAUUUUUAUAUAGCAACAGCAUUUUGUUUAUUUCGCAAUGAAAAGGUGAAAAUUUUACCAUAAAUUUCUCAAAAAAUCUGCUACUUAAUUAUUUGUAUGGUAUAUGUAUGUAUAACAUAAAAUAUUCUAUCCCUGAGUGUACUGUGAAUUUUUAUACAUUUUAAGUAUUUUUGUUUAAAAUUUAAAAGCAAGGAAUGUGAUUUUAAAGCUUUAUUCAUAAUUAAUUUAAAUUUAAGAUAUGACUUUUUUUAUUGACAAUCAUAAUUGUAUUAAUCAAACUUAAUUUAGCCUGCAGCUGAAUCCCAAUAUUAUUGUUAAGUUUUAAUUGUUAUGUAUUUUAUUGGCAGUCUAUAAUCAAAUGCCUCUUUCUUUUUCUAUAAUAUUUAAAAUAGUAAAGUCAAUUUAUUUACUAGAUACAAUAUUGGAAUUGGUCCAGCAGGCUAGAAAAUGAUCAAAAGUUACCUAAAUAUACAAUUGAAAGUACCUAUACUGAAAUGUUCUUCUUUGUUAGAUAUUUUUAAUUUAUUUUUUUAUAUAAUUUAUAUAUGUAUACACUUUAAUCGAGGACAAAAUCCAUUUUUUGGAAUGAUUUAAGAAUUUUACUAACAGUUACUAAAACUUUAAAUUUUGAAUUUUUAACUGAUAUUUAGUUACAUGAAAUUUAUUAAUGUAAAAAUAAUAUGUAGUUUUUUAAAGACUAAUUUUGCAUUAAAUUAACAUUAAAAAUUAGUCAACAACAUUGUUAAAGAUUUGCCUGAAAUUUUAUUAUCUUAAAUUUACAUGUAAAAUAACUUGAUAUAUGAUGGUUUGAUUUCUUAUUCGAGCAAUUUCUCAUUAUUUGAAAGUACUCUGUCCAGAUGUUUGUUAUUUUAUUUAGAUUUGUUCUUUGUUUAUUUGUGUGCAAUUCAAGAUAAACGCAUUUAUUUUUAGCUCCUCUUAUAAAAAAAAGGGGAGCUCUUGUCAUGACCCUCUUGUCAGCAUAGGCGUUGGUUAACCUUUUGGUUAAGGUCCAUUUUCUCAGAAACUAUAAAAGCUAUCCACUUCAAACUUUGAUCUACAUGCUUAUUGUCAUAAAAGGACACCAUUUCAAAAGUGCAGAUAACCCUAAGUAAUUUUUUUUGCAAACUUUAGCCCCUUUUUUCAACUUAGAUUUUAAGCGCUGUUUAUUUUUGUUGUAAAUGUCCAUUUUCACAUAGGUAAUUCACUUCAAGCUUGAUUUACAUGUUUACUAUCAAAAUACAACAGCAUUUCAGAAGGGCAGAUAAUGCUAAAAUAUUUGCCUCUUUUUUCAAUCAAAAACUUUUGAAGGCAUUCACUUCAAACUUGAAAUAUUUGUUAACUAUCAAGGGCAGAUAAGUCUGGUAAGCAUGUUGCAAAAUUAUUCACCCUUUUGCAUGUCGCUUUUAUUUUACUAUCUAGCACUGAGAAAAGUGUGUGUUUCUAUCUGUUUAAGAUUAGAUUUGAUAAUUUCUUGUUUUUUGUUGUUUUUUUCUUUUGUUGUUUUUUCUUGGAAAAUUUCAAAAUGCAAAGUUAUUUUCAAAAGAUAGAAGAUUAAACAGUUUCUUAAGAUUUUAGGUAACUUAAUUUUAAAUUUAUAACCUAGAUGUAAAUGUUUUGUUUAAUAAUAUAAAAAUUACAGACAUACUUAAAGUGACAUUAUGCUCAUUUGCUUCAUUGUCAAGUUGAGCUGAAUGGCCAUAUAUUUUAAAAUAUUGACUAUUAUAAUGGUGAUUGACCAACAGUUGAUCUAAGAAAAUGUUUACAAUAGAAUAUAAAUCUGCCUAAAAUACAAAACACUGUCCCACUCUUUUUAUAAAUCAAACUUCAAGGUUCUGAUAUUUGUACAAAUUGCCUUUUGGCCAAUUUGUUAAUACAAAGUUAAUUUUAAAUUGAAAGGAAUUACUGUAAAAUGUGAACUUAUUUUAACUUUUACCUGUUCACUCACUGUUCACACUUGGAAUGGCAUAAUGUCACUUUAAUUACAUGUGUUAUAGUUAUAGAUUUUAUUUUUAGUUUUUACCUUUCUUUAUUAACAUUUUACCAUAAUCUUUCUUUUAUUUUUCUUUAUAAAGUUGUUACCUCUAGUUUAAUAUUUAUGUAUUAUGUAUGUUGAACAUUUAUAUUGUAUAUAUGAUACAUUGAAAUAUUCUGUGGCUGUUCUCUUACACAGUAUGUUUUGUUUUUUAUUGGCUGCUGGCAGCAUUUUCAAGUUUUGUACUGAAGUUUUCAUAUACAAGGGCUGUAGUUAUAUCUGUACACGUUAAACAACGAUCUGUCAGAGAUUAUAAAUGGUUCAUAAAUCAAGAAAAAGAAAUGUACAACAAAAUAAAUAUAAAACUAUGUAAGGCAAGUUUCUCAUAAGAAUGAAUUCUAGCAAAUUCUAUAUCUAUACAAAUAUACCUCCAGAUUAAUGAGAAUUAAGAAUACAUUUUCAUAAAAUAGUAAAUCAAACUGACAUUAGUAUCCAAGUUGAUGUAUGAAUGUGUUUUUAAUGCAGUUAAAUGUAGUUUUUAUUUGACUUUUAUUGAUUGUUCAAAAGGACAAAUAACAGCAGUGAAACUAACAACAUAAAUAAAUUAUCUGAUUCUUGUGUAAUAAACACAUUAAUUAACACAUUUUCUUUAUUUUAGAGGAAAAAUAAAUAGAGAGACCCUGUGGUAUUUUAAUACUUGAAAUAAUUAGGGGAAAAAACCUGUGAAGCUGCUCAAAUAUUUGAUCAUAUGUAAUUGACAAUGAUUGUAGAUUUUUGAUACAGAAAAGAAGAAAUAUAUGCUUUGCAUAAAGAUAUUACAUUCCAGCAAAAAUUACAUUCUUAUAACUUGUAUACAUGUAUGUAUUUCUAAUAAUGCUUUCCUUUGUAGAAUAAAAUAUCUCUUCCUUA
This is a messenger RNA of Ruditapes philippinarum (Manila clam), 6223 nucleotides long. RefSeq lists its product as uncharacterized. The record is from RefSeq and is a predicted model, not a curated record. The coding region runs from base 129 to 3209 and encodes 1026 amino acids. Gene Ontology annotation, cellular component: perinuclear region of cytoplasm. The transcript has 23 exons. NCBI's taxonomy places the organism in Eukaryota, Metazoa, Mollusca, Bivalvia, Venerida, Veneridae.